AUGACUAAAAAUAUUGAAAUAUUUAAAUAAAAAUUGGCUGUUAGGUUCAUGCAAUAAUUUCAAGUAUUCAAAACAAAACAAAUAGGUAUUCAAUAUCAAUAAUCACAAUUAGCAAGUCCUAGUCCUCGUUAAUAAUUAUAAUAAUAAUAAAUACGCUCUCCCUUUCACAAUGUGGAAAACAAAGGUUUUAUUCAACAGUCCUACAAUGACCAAGAAAUGAUCAAUAAACCUGUGCAAUCCACAAAACAAUUAACAUAAACACCAAGUGCUUCUGAAUACAAAAUUUAGUUCAAAGUGAGUGGAGCAAAGCAAUAAUACGAUGAACCUAAUACAAUGAUUUCUUAAGUGAGGCCUUUUGUUCCUAUGAGUCCAUAAACACAUCGUGAAAAUGCCUCAAUCUUCUAAUCUCCCUAAAAUAAAAUGUAGUAUCAACAGCAAUAGUUGCAAUUUUAAUCUCCAAAUCGAGAGUAAUACCAAACAACCUUAUUUUACUCUUAAAAUCAACCUUUUAUUUAAUAAUCUAUUACUCAACCCUAUUAAAAUAAUUCGAACUCACAAAGAGUUGUAAACUACACCAAUACAUAUGCUCUUUAAGAAGAGUUGAAAACUUUAUAAUUGCAAAACAUAUCUAUGACUUAAGAAAUUCAAAAAUUAGAAUCUCUAGCAUUUAGAGGUCAAUCAGCUCAAUUCAUUAAGGAAUUGGAAGAUAAGAUACAAAUGUUAUCAUAAAUGAAUAACAAGUUAUAAAUUGAUAAUCGUGAGUUGAUAAACGUGCCUGAUACGUAAGCCUUGAGAGAUCUAAUUUUAAAGUAUUAAAAUGAUAGAAAAAUUGCAUAUAAUUAACUAUCUGCAAUGAAGACCGAAAUUUAAAACUAUAAAAUGAAGUAAGAGGAUUUAAAGGAGAAGCUCAGAAACGAAGAAUCCAAUUAGUUCAAUAACUUAAUUUAGGAAUUUGAGAAUAAGGUAUAGACUCUGAUUUUAGAGAAUGAUAGAAUUAAUGUUUAAUUAAGAAAUGGAAAAAACAUUAAGAGUUUGGUAUUGAAGUAGAAGAAUUAGAAUUAAUAAUUAAAGCAAAAGCUAAUUAAAUAUAGAAAAGUUGAAGAAAAUGCUCACAAAAAAUAUUCAAGGGCAGAAGCCAAAGCUGACCUAUUGGAGACCUACUAAGAAAAAUUAGAUUUAUUGCAGGAUGAGAAUAGGCGACUUCAAUAAAUGAUUAAGGAUUCAGAAAUGACUUAAAUGGAUUUAGAUAGUUUAUUAGAGAAGGUAUAAUUAUUAAAUAUCUUAAGAUUUAAGUAAUUCGAUAUGAUAACGAAAGAAUGAUGAGAUCAUUAUGUUGUAAAUAAUGAAUUAAAUAUAUAUAUCAUUAAUUUAAAGGAGUAAUAGUUUAUUUAUUUAGAGAUAUUAAAUUAUCUUGAUUGUAACCUUUGCUAAGGGAGUAUUUAAGAAAGAAAGAUAAAUUACAUUGUUAUAAUUCUCUGUUUAUUCUAUAAAAUAUUAUAAAAAUACGUUUGGUUGAACACAGAAAUAGUGUAAAUUAAGUAUAUAUAUGGAAGGUAUAUUGGAUUUACAGCAUUUUGAGAGAUGAUGAGGUGUUAAUUUGA
This is a messenger RNA of Paramecium octaurelia, 1601 nucleotides long. The record is from the annotation of a GenBank genome assembly. Lineage: Eukaryota; Ciliophora; Oligohymenophorea; Peniculida; Parameciidae.